Molecule: messenger RNA, 1043 nt
Organism: Meriones unguiculatus (Mongolian gerbil)
Lineage: Eukaryota; Metazoa; Chordata; Mammalia; Rodentia; Muridae
Gene: Cxcl17
Product: C-X-C motif chemokine ligand 17
Exons: 4
Coding region: 158-511 (117 amino acids)
Biological process (GO): negative regulation of inflammatory response; positive regulation of macrophage chemotaxis; positive regulation of monocyte chemotaxis
Source: RefSeq, a predicted model, not a curated record
UGGCCCAAUCUGUGGCUCGCACGGCCAGCCCCGCCUUCGCUUUUCUUGCCUUCCUCCGGGUGCUCUGAUGUGGGCUUAAAUCGACACUGCCCAGCGGGCAGUUCCAGGAAGCCUCUGCUGGUGACCAUCCACACAGGCCCUGGGCCACAACAGCGCCAUGAGGCUUCUGCUCUCCGCCUUCCUCCUCCUGCUGCCAGGGAUGCUCCCGCCCGCGGCCACCCGCAGCCCAGGGGUCGCCAGAAGCCAUGGGAGCCAACCCCAGGCUCCUGGGAGGUGGCUCUGGGAAGGUGGCCAGGAGUGUGAAUGCAGAGAUUGGCUCCUGAAAGCCCCGAAGAGAAAACCCAGAGCCGUGCUGGGGCCGCCGAGGAAGCAGUGUCCCUGUGACCACGCCAAGGGCAGCGAGAGAACGAGCAGACACCAAAAGCACCGCAGGAAGCCACAAAGGCCCUCCAGAACCUGCCAGCAGUUUCUCAAACGAUGUCAGCUAGCAAGUUUUGCCCUGCCCUUAUAGCUCUGAGAGGCUGAGUCCCAGCUAAACGCUCCCAGUGAGAAGAUGAUCAAGCCUAGAGCCUUCUUACCCUCUGCGCCCCGUCCUCACCAGCAGCCUCCCAGUGCUCUCGGAAGGCUGUGCUCAUGCCGAGCUCGCCACUGUGCCUGCACUUCCAUCUUCCCCUCAUUCUUUCCUUACGCCUCUGCUUCACCCCAAAAGAAUCUAGGAACCUCCGCUUCCUGCCGCUCUCAGUUGACCAUAAGUAUGGCCUGCCACGAGCAAAGAAAAUAAAUAUAUGAAUAUACAUGGAGAGUGUUGGUUAUUUCAAUCAAAUGGGUCAACUGAUAUGUCCCCUUCUGCCCUGUCCAUCUGAAACCCAUCUCAGAGGCUACACAUCCUUGUCUCUCCUUGACCCUUAUUCUGUGUUGCCUGAUUCUUAUUCUUUCACUUAUUCAGAGGGGCAAGGUCUGGACAGACCUAGCAGCCAUGUAAGGCCCUGGAUCAGACACUGCCUGGUUAAAAACAAUAAAGGUUUAAGAACUGUGGUUUCUCA